Asparagus officinalis (garden asparagus) is the source of this 3774-nucleotide messenger RNA. RefSeq names its product nuclear pore complex protein NUP98A. The transcript has 13 exons. Gene Ontology annotation, cellular component: nuclear pore; nuclear pore cytoplasmic filaments. Gene Ontology annotation, molecular function: structural constituent of nuclear pore. Gene Ontology annotation, biological process: post-transcriptional tethering of RNA polymerase II gene DNA at nuclear periphery; protein import into nucleus; RNA export from nucleus. The coding region runs from base 411 to 3530 and encodes 1039 amino acids. NCBI's taxonomy places the organism in Eukaryota, Viridiplantae, Streptophyta, Magnoliopsida, Asparagales, Asparagaceae. The record is from RefSeq and is a predicted model, not a curated record.
GCAAGGGUUUUCUUCAAGCAUCUACAUACAUUGGGCCGUCCUCGCUCGCGUGCAGGAGCGAAUCCUCAAAAACCGCCCCGCUCUCUGUAACAGCUCUCGCUCGAUCGGUCGAUCGAUCAGAUCGAUCCUUUCCUCCGUCACGCCUCCCCCGGUUUCUGAUCCCAUUCAUUCUGAUAAAAUUCAAUCUAAAGCCCCACCGUCUCUUUAUUAACCUCAAAUUAGAAUUGUAAAGAUUAGUAAAACUUAAAUCACUUGUCGUGCGCCCUAGUCUUCUUCUUGUUUCAGAUCAAAAGCGCGGUGCUCGACGAGACACUCUAGGGUUUAGAUUCAACUCUCUCACACGCACACAUACCUCUUUUGCAGUAUUCUUGAUAGCAGCAGCCGACCGAUCGAAGAAGACGAAUCCAUAAAUGUUCGGUUCCACGAAUCCAUUCGGGCAGUCCUCGAGUAGCCCUUUCGGCUCCCCGUCGGUGUUUGGGCAAACAAGUGGUUCAACUACUAGUCCGUUUGCUCCGAAACCAUUCGGCUCUUCAAAUCCAUUUGGUUCUCCGACAGGGAGCUCAAUGUUUGGCACAUCAACUGGAGUAUUUGGAGCGCCUUCUAGCACGCCAGCUUUUGGUGCUUCCUCAUCACCCGCUUUUGGAAGUUCAAUGCCAUCCUUUGGUGCUCCGUCAACACCUGCAUUUGGCAGUUCAUCCUCUUCCUUUGGUAGUUCAUCUGUGUUUGGGCAGAAACCAGCCUUUGGAGGAUUUGGGUCAACUCCUAGUCAAUCAAGCCCAUUUGGUAGUUCAUUCCAGCAAACACAACCAGCAUUCGGAAGCAGUCCUUUUGGUUCCACCACGUUUGGUGCUUCAAGUCAACCUGCAUUCGGUGCUGCCAGCACACCAGCUUUUGGUUCAUCAAGUACACCUGCAUUUGGUGUAGCAUCAACCCCAGCCUUUGGUGCCUCAAGUACCCCAGCCUUUGGUGCCUCAAGUACGCCAGCCUUUGGUUCUACAAGUACCCCAGCAUUUGGUGCUGCAAGUACUCCAGCAUUUGGGUCCUCAUCAACUCCAUUGUUUGGUAGCACAGGAUCUGCUUUCGGGGUUUCAAGUACUCCAGCAUUUGGUUCUACAACAUCAUCAGGGUUUGGUGCUCCUGGCACCUCCUUGUUUGGAUCUUCAAGUACUUCAGCAUUUGGCGCAACUAGUACCCCCACGUUUGGGUCUUCGAGUACCCCUGCUUUUGGUGCAUCAAGUGCUCCUUCCUUCAGUUUUGGUUCCCAACCGUCUUUUGGUCAGUCAGCUUCUACAUUUGGGAGCACGCCAUUUGGAGCAACACCAUCGCCUUUUGGUACUCAGAGUUCCUCGUUUGGUACUCAGACACCCACACCUGCUUUUGGUAGUCAAGGUUUUGGCCAAUCAGGUUUUGGCAGCCAACAAGGAAGUCGAGUAGUACCUUAUUCUGCAACACAAGAGGCUGAUGCUGGUACACAGCCUGCUGGGAAGCUGGAGUCAAUAUCGGCCAUGCCUGCAUACAAAGAUAAAAGUCAUGAGGAGUUGAGAUGGGAAGAUUAUCAACGUGGUGAUAAAGGUGGUCCCAGUCCUAGCGGACAACCAGCAAGUGCUAUUUCUUUUCCUGCUCAAGCACAAGCAAACCCAUUUGGAUCUACAGCGACAUUUGGUCAGCCUGCUGCAAACCCAUUUUCCUCUACUACGUCAUCGAACCCCUUCGCGCCUAAAACUCCAUCUUUUGGUUCAUCUGGCUUUGGUGCCUCAUCCCCAUCACCUUUUGGCUCAACAUUUGGUUCUUCAUCAUCCAGCCCUUUUGGAUCAACAUCUUCAACAACUUCAUUAUUUGGAGCUCCUAGUAGCACUCCAUUUGGUUCUAGUUCUUCACCAUCCCUUUUUGGUGGAACGACGACUUCUGCUUUUAGUUCUCCGUCACUUUUUGGUUCGACAGCUGGGUCGACUUCAACAUUUAGUUCUGGGCUGAACUUCGGCAAUACUCAAUCCUCAGGACUAUUUCAGUCCACAACUCCAUCUCUGGGGCAAACACCGUCUCCUUUUGGACAAUCAACUGGUUUUCAGCAGUCAACACCAGCUUUUGGUUCAAGUUUGUUCAGUACGCCAUCAUCUGGAUUUGGCGGAGGCCUUUUUAACAGCUCAUCUUCAGCACUUUCUACAAGCACUCCUAUGGGUUUUGGUCAGACAACUCCUUCUCUAUCAACUCCUUUCCAACCGUCUGCACCUGCUCAAACCUUUAGUAAUUUUGGGCAGACGCAGCCAGCACUAUCAGGUGGUUUUGGAGGCUCCUCAAGUAUCUUUGGUCAGGGAACAUUCGGUCAAUCCAGUGUUGCAACUCAGUCUAAUGUGGUCAUGCAACCUGCUCCUGUGACAAAUCCUUUUGGAACACUUCCAGCAAUGCCUCAUAUGUCCAUUGGUCGUGUUGGUUCUGCGCCUUCAGUUCAGUAUGGGAUUUCUAGCAUGCCUGUUUCUGAAAAGCCAGCUCCAGUCAGAAUUUCGGCCUUGCUGACUCCUAGGCAUUUGUCUCAGAGGAGAAUUAGGCUUCCAGCAAGAAAAUAUCAUCCUAAAGUUGAUGGUCAAAUGGUACCAUUCUUCAGCGAUGAUGAAUCAGCAACAGCAACACCCAAGGCAGAUGCUCUAUUUAUCCCAAGGGUGAAUCCAAGAUCAUUGAUUAUUCGUCCAAUUGAACAGUGGCCCUUAAGACCUAAUGCGUCGAAGCUACCUCAAGACUCACCAUUAAAUGGAAAUGGCAAAGUGUCAGGAGAGCCAAGUGCUCCAGUUCUAGAUGAAAUGUCUCAGAAAUAUCAUGAUGAGAGCCCUAAGCAAAAUGGCCACGCUGAGGAACAAAAUAAUGGCCAUACAUCAUCAUCACCAUCCAAGACUGCUGAGAAGGCAAACGGGGUUUCUCAGGAUAACCAUUCUGAGAAGGAGACGGAUAUGUCAUAUAUCAAAAUAUCCGGGCACAGGGCUGGUGAAGCUGCCAUUGUCUAUGAGCAUGGAGCUGGAAUUGAGGCUCUGAUGCCCAAGCUCCGCCAUGCUGACUACUACACAGAGCCACGGAUCCAAGAGCUUGCCGCCAAAGAGAGGGCAGAACCUGGGUUUUGUCGCCGAGUGAAGGACUUUGUGGUGGGAAGGCGGGGCUUCGGUAGCAUAAAGUUUUUGGGAGAAACUGAUGUGAGAAGGCUUGAUCUGGAGGCCAUUGUCCUGUUCAACCACCGAGAAGUUGUUGUGUACAAGGAUGAGAGCAAGAAACCUGCAGUUGGGCAGGGGCUGAAUAAGGCAGCUGAGGUAACUCUUCUUAACAUCAAAUGCGUGAACAAGAAGACGGGGCAGCAGUACACUGAGGGCCCCAAAGUUGAGAAGUACAAAGAAAUGCUUAUCAAGAAGGCAGAGGAGCAGGGAGCUGAGUUUGUGUCAUACGAUGCAGUGAAGGGUGAAUGGAAAUUCAGAGUGAAGCACUUCAGCAGCUACGAGUUUGGAGAUGGGGAUGAAGAUGAUAAAGCUGCCGGGGCUCCUUUUUCGUAAUAUCAAAUGAUGAUGCAGAAAUGUAGGAACUUGCAGUUUGUCUUGCAUCCAAAUGUCGCUUGUGUUUUCCCCUUUCCUUUCGGAUAUCUUUUGCUGUUCCUUCCGCUACUUGGAAGGUUAAUCAAUCACUUUUCCUUGUAAAGAGUUUGUGGGGGUGAAAUCAACUCUGCUGUAUUAAGACGGCCUUCUGUCUGGCUCUUUCUUUCUAAUUUUGUGCUGCUUGAGAAGAUUCAAUGGUUUUCUC